GGGGUAUUAAACGAAUAUGAGAGAGCUGAUAUGAAAUAACUAGGGCAGUUCUCUAUUGUCUUUGUGUGAGCAAACAACAUUUUCGAUACUCGUGCCCCGUAGGUCGACAAGGUUACACUGUAGAUAAAUCGACUGCACAUAAAAUCUCAUUGCCUACAAUCAACGUAUGACGUGCAAAAAGUCCCUGCAGAAGACAGACAAUGAAAAAGAAACUGACAGCAGAAAUUUUGGAAUUUUAGCAGCAUUUCACAAGACCCAAGAACAGUACUACAGUUGAGUACAGUUUAUAGGAAACUAUAUACAUCGACACGACUAUGGAAGACCGGCAAGAUGGCAGACCUGGUACGGGGCAGGCGAGAGAAGCGACUGGGGCCAGAUCUGGCGAGAUCGAUACGUCGACUUAUGGUGCGUUCGCCCAUGGCGGGUUUUUGUUUCAGCUGCAUACCUACGUCGCAGCAAUACCGGGGUGUUGUUGGGGAGCAGUGGCUUGUGGAGCUGUAAUUUGCUUCGUCUAUUGGCGACGUCGAGAUAUAUGGCUAAAACAAAAGCUUCAACGCUUGGUGAUAAUUGCUGUUAACUCCGCUGUGCUCCUACCGGAUUUGUCGAGAGCACGGCACGACUUCACUACUCCAGUCAACAGGAGACCAUGUGAGGAUGAUCUGUUGGCUAUUCCUCAUCCCGAAGAAAACAUACAGAGAACAUUCGUCGGUGUCUUGAGUUCUGAGACAGCUGACAAACUCAAGGCUAUGUUCAGAAAGAACUUCUGUCCAGAGAUCGUCCAUCUUAAGGAGGGUCACAAGUUACCAUCUGAGUGUCGGCUUGUGAUCUGUUGUCUACCACAGAACAUCAGACAAAUGUAUUUAGAUGAUGGCACGGUCUUUGCAACGCUAAUAACAGACGCGGGAUUAAGUCAAGCAAUGGUGUUGAUAAUCAUAUUUGGAGAAUGGGAGACACCCUUGGAAAACCCAGAACGAUGA
Lingula anatina is the source of this 977-nucleotide messenger RNA. RefSeq lists its product as uncharacterized. The record is from RefSeq and is a predicted model, not a curated record. NCBI's taxonomy places the organism in Eukaryota, Metazoa, Brachiopoda, Lingulata, Lingulida, Lingulidae.